AUGAAUUUUGUGUACGUACUUAGUGGAUGGGAAGGAUCCGCAUCGGAUUCAAGAGUCCUUAGAGAUGCAAUUUCACGUCGUAAUAACCUCAAGAUACCAAUUGGGAAUUAUUAUUUAGUGGAUGCUGGUUAUACUAAUUGCAAGGGGUUUCUAGCACCAUAUAGGCAUACUCGAUACCACGUACAAGAAUGGGCCUAUGGUAGAAAUGCGCCUAGAAACUUUCGAGAAUAUUUUAACAAGAAGCACUCUUCAGCUAGGAACAUUAUUGAGCGUUGUUAUGGUUUAUUGAAGAAGAGAUGGGCAAUUUUGAGGAGUCCUUGUUUCUAG
This is a messenger RNA of Arachis ipaensis, 327 nucleotides long. RefSeq lists its product as uncharacterized. NCBI's taxonomy places the organism in Eukaryota, Viridiplantae, Streptophyta, Magnoliopsida, Fabales, Fabaceae. The record is from RefSeq and is a predicted model, not a curated record.